Camelina sativa (false flax) is the source of this 1920-nucleotide messenger RNA. Lineage: Eukaryota; Viridiplantae; Streptophyta; Magnoliopsida; Brassicales; Brassicaceae. The record is from RefSeq and is a predicted model, not a curated record.
CAAGUUUCGGCUCUCUCGCUCUAUCUAUCUAUCUAUCUAUCUAUCUAUCUAUCAUCUCUCGAUUUGGGGGAAGUAGUUCCGUUACGGUGGACACCAGUAGUACGUUCUCGUCGCCGUUGGUGAACGGAGUCGGAAUUAACUCUCUCUCUCUCUCCCUUUCGGGUGUUGUUGAGAUUCACAUGGUGGUGUUGAUUUUGAGCUAGUGGCUGUUGUUGUUACGCUUUCCGAUUUUUUUCCAGUUUUUCUUCUUUCUUGAAUUUUGCAAAGUUACGAAGGAGAGAGAGAGAGAGAUCGAUUUAGCUUCGAUUUCUUUUAUAUACUCCGUGGAGAUAUUCGAAUUUGGUUGAAUCUUCUCUCAUGCUGAGGUGUUUUGUACACUUGUUAUCAAGAAGAACCCAGUUUUGGUUCUGAUCAUCGUUGUUGGUUGGAUACAAAUUCACUUUCAGCCAUGCCUUCACUCCAACUAUUGCAGUUAACUGAGCGCGGUCGGGGUCUUGUAGCGUCAAGACGGAAAUCUAUACUGCUUGCGGCUGGGAUUGUUGCUGCUGGUGGAGCUGCUGUUUACCUGAAAUCAAGGGUCAGCUCUCGAAAGCCUGAUUCUUCGCGUCAUUGUAAUGGUCAGAGUGAUGAUGAUGAGGCAUUGGAAAAGCUGACAGGGAAUGAUAAAAAUGCAAAGAUAACCACGAAAAAGAAGAAAGUGGGAGGAUUAAAGUCUCUUCAGGUUCUGACUGCUAUUCUUCUGUCUCAGAUGGGAAAAAUGGGUGCCAGGGACCUUUUGGCACUAGUUGCCACAGUGGUUUUCAGAACUGCUUUAAGCAAUAGAUUGGCGAAAGUACAAGGUUUCCUUUUCCGUGCUGCUUUCUUAAGGCGUGCGCCACUGUUUCUACGUCUUAUCUCCGAGAAUAUUAUGUUGUGUUUCAUGCUAUCGACGAUGCACUCUACUUCAAAGUACAUAACUGGGGCCUUGAGUUUGCGAUUCAGAAAAAUAUUGACGAAGCUAAUUCAUUCACAUUAUUUUGAGAAUAUGGUGUAUUACAAAAUAUCACAUGUGGAUGGUCGGAUUACGCACCCGGAGCAACGGAUUGCCAGCGAUGUACCAAGAUUCUCCUCAGAGUUGAGCGAACUUAUACAGGAUGAUUUGACGGCGGUUACUGAUGGAAUUGUGUAUGCAUGGCGCCUGUGUUCAUAUGCUAGUCCAAAAUACAUCUUCUGGAUAUUGGCCUAUGUACUGGGUGCCGGGACGGCAAUAAGGAACUUUUCUCCUUCUUUUGGGAAAUUGAUGUCCAAAGAACAGCAGUUGGAAGGGGAGUACCGGAAACUUCAUUCACGCUUAAGGACUCAUUCGGAAAGCAUAGCAUUCUAUGGUGGGGAAUCCAGGGAAGAAUCGCAUAUACAACAAAAGUUCAAGACUCUUGUUAGCCAUAUGAGUCAUGUGCUUCAUGAUCACUGGUGGUUUGGCAUGAUCCAAGAUUUCCUGCUGAAGUAUCUUGGUGCUACAGUUGCAGUUAUUCUGAUUAUCGAACCAUUCUUCUCUGGGCAUCUAAGACCUGACGACUCGACCCUAGGAAGAGCUGAGAUGCUAAGCAAUAUAAGAUAUCACACCAGUGUCAUUAUAUCUCUCUUUCAGGCGCUAGGAACACUUUCUAUAAGCUCCAGACGGCUCAACCGACUCAGUGGUUAUGCUGACCGAAUCCAUGAGUUGAUGGCUGUCUCGAGAGAACUCAGUGGUGAUGAGAAAUCCUCUUUCCAGAGAAAUAGAAGCAGAAAUUACCUAAGUGAAGCUAACUAUGUUGAGUUUUCCGGUGUCAAGGUUGUUACUCCAACGGGAAAUGUUUUGGUGGAGGAUCUCACCCUUCGAGUUGAGCAAGGGUCUAAUCUUCUGAUUACAGGUAACUCAUAGUAUGAGUGUAUGACUAUCAA